Messenger RNA from Carassius carassius (crucian carp), 654 nucleotides. Its product is annotated as small ribosomal subunit protein uS14-like. Gene Ontology annotation, biological process: translation. Gene Ontology annotation, molecular function: zinc ion binding; RNA binding; structural constituent of ribosome. The record is from RefSeq and is a predicted model, not a curated record. The transcript has 2 exons. The coding region runs from base 98 to 307 and encodes 69 amino acids. Gene Ontology annotation, cellular component: ribosome; cytosolic small ribosomal subunit. NCBI's taxonomy places the organism in Eukaryota, Metazoa, Chordata, Actinopteri, Cypriniformes, Cyprinidae.
GUGGUGACGCAGGAAGCGCCGCAGAAGGAGAGCGUCUUUUUUUGCGCCUGCGCAGAAGCGCCUCUUCCUUUUCUUCAUCCCGAUCGAGAGAGACGAAAUGGGCCAUCAGCAGCUCUACUGGAGUCACCCGAGAAAAUACGGACAGGGAUCCCGAUCCUGCCGGGUUUGCUCAAACAGACACGGUCUGAUCCGUAAGUACGGACUGAACAUGUGUCGCCAGUGCUUCAGACAGUACGCUAAAGAUAUCGGCUUCGUCAAGGCAAGUGUUCAUGCAUUUGAGUUCUGCAUUUCUGUUUGUAAACUUUAAGAUGCAUCAAAAAACUCAAACCUAACUCUUCUUCUCUGACUUUGUUUUCCAGCUGGACUAAACUUCGCUGGACUUCCAGGAUGUGGAGUCAUGCACCGACCUGACGUCAUGAAGUUCCUCUAGAACAAUCAAUAAACAUGUUUUGUUUCUGUUCAGAAGUUGCAUCGAGUCUUUCUUCCUCAUUAGGAGGGUUGAGAGACGUUUGAAGUCCAUAAACUGAUGCGUUAUAGAUUCUUCUGCUUUUUUGUUUUUAUCUCCCACAAAUUUCAUAAGCAUUUAAUGGAAAAUACUUAAACAUGGUUCUGGAAAGUAGUUGAAAUAAAGAGGAGUUAUGAUUUGGUCACAGA